Pristis pectinata (smalltooth sawfish) is the source of this 4941-nucleotide messenger RNA. Its product is annotated as disintegrin and metalloproteinase domain-containing protein 8-like. Gene Ontology annotation, molecular function: metalloendopeptidase activity; cell adhesion molecule binding. Bases 83 to 2734 code for a protein of 883 amino acids. NCBI's taxonomy places the organism in Eukaryota, Metazoa, Chordata, Chondrichthyes, Rhinopristiformes, Pristidae. The transcript has 25 exons. The record is from RefSeq and is a predicted model, not a curated record. Gene Ontology annotation, biological process: proteolysis; inflammatory response; positive regulation of cellular extravasation.
GGGCCGGCGGCCACUCGGUGCUCAGCCUCCGCUCUGGGACCAGCCCAGCCCCGGGACCGCCGCCACCGCCGCUCCGGCCACGAUGCUCGGGAUCUGGGUUCGGCUCAGUUUGUUGAGUGUCUGUGUGGCGCUCGCUGGAUGUUCGCCCAAGUUCGAACCACUCUCCGAGGUGGAGCAUCAUGAAAUCGUGAGACCCCUUCGCGUGGACUUCACGCCGAGGAGCGAGCAUCUGCCCCAUUCCGAGGCUGCCUAUCCAGAAAGGGUCAGUUAUUCUGUACGUCUGCAAGGGAAUGAGUUGAUUCUUCAGCUGGAAAAGAAUGGGGAGCUGCUGGUCAAACAUUAUUCAGAAACACAUUACACAGAGAAUGGGACAGAAGUGGUACAUUCACCACAGCUCGAGGGUCAUUGUUAUUACCAUGGAGUUGUCAAAGGCAUCGCUGAUUCCUCGGUCAGUGUCAGCACCUGCACAGGGCUCAGGGGGAUUCUCACAGUCGGCUCUGAUGUUUACCUGAUCGAACCACUGGAAGGAUCUCGGGCGGGGGACCACGCGGUAUAUCGACAGGAGCACCUGAGGGUGAAACGCGGCUCCUGCAGCGCACAGAACGUCACGCUUUAUGACAAUGGACCCAAAAUGGCAGCUCUUUAUCAACCUCCCGGCAGGAGAUCAAUGCAUAUUUUGCAAGAUACCAGAUAUGUGGAGCUCUUCCUGGUAGUGGACAACACUGAGUAUCGAAAAUUCAACCAAGAGCUUCAAACAAUACGGCAGCGUAUGAUGGAAAUAGUGAAUCACGUGGACAAGUUGUACAGAUCACUCAAUAUCCGUGUGGCUUUGGUAGGCUUGGAAGUGUGGACGCAUUCAGACAAAAUCGUUGUCAGCUCCAAUCCUGACACCACUCUGGAUAAUUUCCUUAAGUGGCGCAGAGAAGUGUUGCUAUUAAAGAAGAAACACGAUAAUGCCCAGCUAGUCACAGGGAAAAGCUUUGAAGGAACAACAGUUGGACUGGCGACUAAAUCUGCCAUGUGCUCCUAUCAGUCUGGUGGAGUGAACGAGGACCACAACAGGAACCCAAUUGGAUUGGCUUCAACGAUCGCCCAUGAGAUGGGUCACAACCUGGGCAUGUCUCACGAUGAAGACCACGAUACGUACUGUAGCUGCGCUACAUUAAAGGACAAUGGCGGAUGCAUUAUGGCAAAGAAGACAGGGAUUGUGUUUCCAAAAAGCUUCAGCAGCUGCAGUCACCGGGAAUUACAGAUGUUCCUGGCCACACAAAUGACAAACUGUCUGUUGAACAGUCCCAGAGCUGACGAACUAUAUGGAAGCCCAAAGUGUGGGAACCAGUUCCUGGAGCGUGGGGAGGAGUGUGACUGUGGCACCGUCCAGGAAUGUACCAACCCUUGUUGUAAUGCUACAACCUGCAAACUCAAUGAGGGAGUGGAGUGUUCAGAUGGAGGAUGCUGCAAGAAUUGCAAGAUCCAGCCAGCAGGGCAAUCGUGUAGGGUCGCACAUCACGACUGCGAUCUGACAGACUACUGUGAUGGGCAGAGCAGCCAGUGCCCAGAAGAUGCCUUCAAAAUGAAUGGUUCUCCCUGCAGGAACGGGGAAGGCUACUGCUACAAUGGGCAGUGUCCCACCCAUCGACAGCAGUGCACCAUUCUAUGGGGACCAGAUGCGACAGUGGCCCCCGAUCAGUGCUUCCAGCAGAACGUGAGAGGAAACAAAUACCUUCAUUGCAGAACAACUAAGUACGGCCAUGAACCCUGCCAGGCAAGAGAUAUCAAAUGCGGGAAGAUGCAUUGUGUCGGAGGGAACAAGUUUCCAGUUACACAAGCAAAGUAUGAACUGCAACUAUUUCACAACAUAUUCUGUAAGAUUGCAACACUGAGUGAACAAAGUGAAGAAACGUCUGACCCUGGACUCGUACUCCCAGGAACAAAAUGUGGCAAUGAGAUGGUCUGCUACAAUGGUCGAUGCCAGAGUCUCCUCCUUUAUGGGUCAAGGAACUGUUCCAGCAAAUGCAACAACCAUGGGGUUUGCAAUCACAAGGGAGAAUGUCACUGUGAUCCAGGCUGGGUAAAGCCAUUUUGUGCUACACGGACGGCUGGUUCAGCAGUAAGAGAGAAUGCCAUAAACAUCAUUCUCGCCGUGCUUCUGCCUUUCAUCAUUUUGCUUAUCCUAAUAAGCAUGGGACUUCUAUAUUACAAAGGUUGCUUAAUGGAAAAAUACACAAAAAAGUUACCAAUAAAAUCCAGUUCGUGUGGUUUGUCAAAUCCAAUGUUUGUAGAUGGAAAGGACAGAACCAACUCUAAAGUCAGGUACCCUAGCAACAGGAGUGUACAUCUAAAACACUCGUUGCUUGCUGCCUCGAAGGAAGACCAGCGAUUGCAGAUUACAGUAAUACCCAGCCGUCCAGCACCUCUGCCUCCAAAACCAGAUCCAGUCAAGACCCUAUCUCCAAACACUACAGCAAAGUCCUUGCAGCACCGAAUGGUAAAACCGAGUACACCUCCUCCAGUCCCACCUUCCAAACCAGUUCCAACUAAACAGGCAUCGGUCCGGCCACCUCCACCCCCAUCUAAACCACUGCCAGAACUCAAAACUAAACCAGUGGUAAAGCCCAUGGCUCGGCCUCCACUACCUCCAGCCAAACCAGGCUUUCCAGUCGCAUCCUCCAAACCUACACCGGUUGGUUUCAAGCCAAAAGUUGCCUUAAAGCCACCAAAUCAGCACAGAUGAAGAGGAAGUGUGUAGCAACAUCACUGCACUACAGAGGCACAGCUGUGGAGCCAUCUUCCUACUGUUCUGUCUGGAAGAAGAUAAAAAUAUCUUUGGUUUCUUGUCAUAUUGGCUUAUACAGUAAUCAGUGGGAUGACAAAAACACUCUAUACAAAAAAAAUGUUGGCUAGUUUGAAAUAACAAAACAAUAUCUCCAUGGAUGCUGCUUUCAUUGUACUGUAGCUUUGGUACUUACUAAGGCCAUCUUUCCUGUUUUUUAAUUAUAUAAAUUAAAAUGAUUCUGCUGCAAACAGUGACAGGAUGCAGUUUGUGAAGUGACCCUUCUGCUAAGACAAAUUACUUUGGCGGUGGAGGGGGGGAGAAAAUGACAAAAAUUGAAUAAAAUAUUACAUUUGUGUUUCUUGAUUUAAUCUUACAGAAAGUUUUAAGCUUGUAUAUGAAUGAUGAAGCACAUUCUCCAGAUUUUUCCCUGGAUUUUUCUUGAGUAAUGUUGUAUUUAAUUGCAUCAUUGAAUUGGAAUUGAUCCAACUGAGAGGCAGUCUCACACAUCCUAUUGACUGAGGCUGGUUUCAGAUGAGAGAACAGUUUAAGGAAAAGGCUGAUUGGACUUAGUGGGCCCCACACCCAUUUUUCUAUCCAAUACUAUGUAAUGGUUCAAUGAAAUUGGCAAUAACUGUAGCAUGUUGCUGGAGGGUAACCAGAUGCUAGGACUAAUGAUCCAAGACGUGAGUUCAAGUAAAAUCUAAAUUUAAAUAAAAGCUAGACUUAGGGACCAUGAAACUGCUGGUUAUCAUAAGAAUAGACUCACUGAUGUUCCUCGGCAAAGGAAAUCUGUCCUGGUUUGAGAUAAAUGGACUAAACUGACUCUGGUUAACUCUUCACGAAGGUGGCUUGGCAAGACUGGGAAACUAUGAUCAAUAAAUGCUUUUAUUGUCAGUGUCACCCAUAUCCUGAGGAUAAAUACAAAAAAAAUCAAUGCUCUACAUCACAAUUAGAACCUGUCCAUUUCAAAGUAUAGCCUUGCUUUGGAACUCUUUUACCCAUGAAUUAGUAUUAAAUGGUCCAUGAUUUGCAUUGCCCUACAGAGCUUUCAGAACCUUCAUCUAUGUUAUACCUCACAUUAAAGUUGUCCCAUUACAUUUAAAAAUAGUAAUUGGACAAUUAUUAUAAGGAUGUGCAUGAAUUGUUCUGCUCACCUUGGUUUGAUUUGCAUAUAUUUGAUUACUGGAUUUGGAUUAAAAGUCCAAGACUACAAGUGAAGUAAGGAGUAAAUACAGAGAGGACUUGGCCAGAAGUUGGAGUUCUUCACCUGGCAACAUUGUGCAGAUCAAUCCUGACAAAUGCAUUAACUAGAAAAUGUUUGCUCGGUUAAGUCACAAAUAUCUUUUAUUCCUAUGUUAGCUAUCAGCUCUUCUGUCUGUUCCUCUAUAAGGAACAAAUAUUUUCUCUGCUUUUGCCAACAUUUUUUGAAAGAUGAAUGGUUAGAAUAAAAAUUGCUGUCUGUCAUGGUUCUGAUUUCUAGGUUGGAAUUCACAAUUAAGCACACAAACUACAAAAAUGUGACAUUCAACAAAAAUUUCAGGUGAAGAGUAAAUCUUCAAUGCAAAAGCCAUUAAUUGAAGUUGCACAUGAACUUGGUUAUUAAUUUAAAUGUGGUUUACAGCAAAGAAAUGUUAUUUCUGAAUUGAAGUAGUGUUUUCUUUGGCUAGUUAAUGAGGUACGUGGAAAUCUGAGUUUUCUCAGAUCCUUAUCCCUUUUAAAAGGUGAUGGUGGGUACGAGGAGCUUUGUAUAAAUAAACAGUUUUAAUUUGAAUUGCUUCAGAUACUUUUUGUAAGUUAGAUAUUCAAAUGAGAAUACUAUCGGGGUGGGGUGGGGGGGGGGGUGGUUUGAACAAUAUUAUUGGCCAUAUUUGUGGAAAGUUCCUGUUGCAUAAAUUGUCAUUUUUAACUCUACUACCAUUUUAAUUGACGCCGAACACUCCUGAUUUUGUUCUGCAAGAUUAAUCAGACUCUAUCACCAUUUGGUGAAUCGUGACAUGUUUACUCUAUUUUUGGUAUCUGAUUUGAAAUCAAUUGUGCCUAAUUCUACGGAUAUGUCCAUAAAUUGUAUGCACUUUUUCAGCUGGCCUGAACAAUUAUGUGUGAGUGUGAAAUGGGUUAUUUAUUUUCUUUUUAGCAAAUAAAUUUGUAUUUUAUUGCAAUAAGGU